Molecule: messenger RNA, 883 nt
Organism: Spirodela intermedia
Lineage: Eukaryota; Viridiplantae; Streptophyta; Magnoliopsida; Alismatales; Araceae
Source: the annotation of a GenBank genome assembly
AUGGCGAAGGCUCUGGAUCCUCUGGUUGUUGGGAGAGUGAUAGGAGAGGUCCUGGACUCCUUCAACCCCACCGUGAAGAUGAUCAUAGCCUACAACUCCAACAAGCUGGUCUUCAAUGGCCACGAGUUCUUCCCCUCCGCAGUGACCUCCAGGCCUAGGGUUGAGAUCCAGGGAGGCGACAUGAGGUCCUUCUUUACACUGGUGCACUCUCCAACCCUUUCUCUCUCCCUCUCUUUCGGUCUCUAUCUCUCUCUCUCUUUCAUUCUCUCUCUCUCUCUCUCUCUCUCUGAGUUGCAGGUAAUGAUAGACCCCGACGCCCCAGGCCCCAGUGACCCAUACCUCAGGGAGCGUCUUCACUGGUAACAACUCUAACAUGACUUCGUCAUCCACGACGUGGUGGCAACUCGUGGAGAUUGGCGCAUAUGCUUUGCAUCAUUCGCGCAUGUAGUGCGCAAUAUCAAGAUAUAUAUAUCUAAACAUUAAAAUGGGUGCUGUUGCAGGAUUGUGACGGACAUCCCGGGCACCACCGAUUCUUCCUUUGGUGGGUCAUCUUCCUCCUUGAAGACUGCGACGUAGAGAGAGAGAGCCAGAGAGAGUUGGUUAGUUUAUGUGGUAUAGUGAGGGGUUUUUGACGGUAGUCUUUGCCCUGUGUUUUCGGGGAGCAGGUAGGGAGGUGGUAAGCUACGAGAGCCCGAGGCCGAACAUCGGCAUCCACAGGUACGUGUUCGUGCUCUUCAAGCAGAAGCGGCGGCAAUCGGUGACGGCGCCGCCAUCCAGGGAUCGCUUCUCCACCCGUCGCUUCGCGGCCGAGAACGAGCUCGCCCUCCCCGUCGCCGCCGUCUACUUCAACGCCCAGCGGGAAACCGCCUCCAGGAGGCGCUAG